Messenger RNA from Salvelinus fontinalis (brook trout), 9280 nucleotides. Its product is annotated as kin of IRRE-like protein 3. Gene Ontology annotation, biological process: cell-cell adhesion; synapse assembly. Lineage: Eukaryota; Metazoa; Chordata; Actinopteri; Salmoniformes; Salmonidae. The coding region runs from base 517 to 2862 and encodes 781 amino acids. The record is from RefSeq and is a predicted model, not a curated record. Gene Ontology annotation, cellular component: cell-cell junction. The transcript is spliced from 16 exons. Gene Ontology annotation, molecular function: cell adhesion molecule binding.
AGGCACUGAGACAGCCAGGCAGGCAGAGAGAAAGAGACAGAGGAGAAAGAGAGUGGGAGCUGGAGGGAGGAGUCUUAUUGUGGAGCCUUACUAGGCGCCUCUACUGGGUGAGUGAUUGGGCGAGAGAGUGAGAGAGAGAGAGCGUGAGAGAGAGGGAGAGAGGGUAGGGGUACGAGUAGAGACACUGGAAAGGCAGUGAGACCGAGCGAGUGUAAGAGCGAGAGAACACGAGAGAGCUCACACUGAGAGAGUCUACACAUCAACAGGAGAGCAAAGCAAAGCUGACCACUGGCAACUCUGAAGAGUGACAUAGAGAGAAAAAGAAAAGGAGGAGAAGAAGAGAGGAAAGAAGAGUUAAAGCUAUAUCCCUGGCACAAGGGAGAUCAUUGAGGGACUGUAGCACUCAUCCAGAAGUGCACAGAAGAGCACUGUUGUGUGUGUGUGUGUGUGUGUGUGUGCCAACAUCAAUUUCACACACAAACUGUGUUUCAGAGGUUAACCUCUUCCUCUCCAGUCAUGAUCCCCUGGGUCGUUGUUUUCCUGUGGAUCUCUGGACAUGGGGUCCAGGCCAUGUUCUCCCAGCAGCCCCAGGACCUGGUGGUGGUGGCCGGCCAGCCCGUCACCCUGCCCUGCUCCAUUCCUGGCUACCAUGGUGUUGUCCUUUGGAUCAAAGAUGGCCUGGCUCUAGGCGUUGGCAGAGACCUAUCAGGCUACCCUCGUUACACAGUGAUUGGGGACCACAGUACAGGGGAACACCACCUCCGGAUCCAACGUGUGGAGCUGAUGGAUGAUGCUGUCUUUGAGUGCCAGGCAAUCCAGGCAGCCAUGAGGUCCCGCCCUGCCAGACUCACUGUGCUGGUGCCUCCUGAGGACCCAGUGAUCCGUGGUGGUCCGGUGGUGAGCCUGAGAGCAGGAGAUCCCCUAAACCUGACCUGCCACGCUGACAACGCCAAGCCAGCAGCAUCCAUCAUCUGGAUCCGCAAUGGAGAGGUCCUCAAUGGAGCCAUGUACUCCAAGGUAAGCAUCGAGACACUGCUUCGUGAUGGAAGGAGGGAGAGUACGGUUAGCACCCUCUACCUGUCUGCCUCCAACAUCGAGACAGGCCAGCAGAUCAUCUGUCGAGCGUCCAACAAGGCUGUGCCCAAUGGCAAAGAGACCAGCGUCAACAUUGACAUCCAACAUUUGCCACUUGUCAAUCUGUCAGUGGAGCCUCAGCCCAUUCUGGAAGGAAACCUUGUCAAGUUCCACUGCUCGGCCAAGGCUAACCCACCCGUCACACUGUACAGGUGGGCCAAAGGAGGCAAUGUGAUAAAGGAGGUCUCUGGGGACACAUAUGAGGUCAUUGUGGACCAUUCCUUCUUCACCGAGCCAGUCUCCUGUGAGGUCACCAACCCUCUGGGCAGCACCAACAUCAGCCGCAACGUCGACGUCUACUUUGGUCCACGCAUGUCUGCAGAGCCCCAGUCCUUACAGGUGGAUCUGGGGUCUGAUGCUGUAUUCAACUGUGCUUGGACUGGAAACCCCUCCCUCACCAUCGUCUGGAUGAAGAGGGGCUCUGGGGUGGUACUAAGCAACGAGAACAUCCUGACACUGAAGGCUGUGAGGCAGGAAGAUGCUGGGAAAUAUGUGUGCCGUGCUGUGGUUCCGCGAGUCGGCGCCGGGGAGAAGGAGGUUUCUCUCACCGUCAACGGCCCACCCACCAUCUCUAGUACCCAGACACAUCAGGCUCUCCAUGGGGAGAAGGGCGAGAUCAAGUGCUUCAUCCGGAGCACUCCACCUCCAGACCGCAUUGCCUGGUCAUGGAAGGAGACAGUGCUGGAGUCAGGGACAUCUGGCCGCUACACAGUGGAGACGGUCAGCACCGAGGAAGGGGUCAUCUCUACUCUGACCAUGAGUAACAUCGUCCCUGCAGACUUCCAGACCAUCUACAACUGCACAGCCUGGAACAGCUUUGGGUCUGACACGGAGAUCAUCCGUCUCAAGGAACAAGAGUCUCUCCCGGUGGCGGUCAUAAUCGGGGUGGCAGUUGGGGCCUUGGUGGCUUUCAUCGUCCUCAUAGGGACCAUCGGAGCUUUCUGUUGUACCCGCUCUCAGAGAAAGGAAGCGCACCUGGUAAUGCCCUCACUACCCGUCUCCAUCUGUGCUCACCAGAGAGAACUUGCAAGCAAAAUUAAGACAGAAAAUCUGAAAGGGGUGGUGUCGGCCAAGAACGACAUCCGAGUGGAGAUUGUACACAAAGACCACAACGCGGCACGGGAAAAUGAGGAGCACACCGCCAUGAAGCAACUGAUGGUGAGUGUAGAACGCGGGGAGUUCCAGCAGGAGUCAGUGCUGAAGCAGCUAGAGGUGCUGCAAGAGGAUGAGAAAGAGUACCAGCAUAUCAAGGACCCCACCAACGGAUACUACAGUGUCAACACCUUCAAGGAGCACCACUCCACCCCCACCAUCACCCUUCAAGGUAACCAGACUACAGAGAUGCGGAAUCCCACCGCUGCCACCACCGGGGGCAAGCAGCGGGUACCCACGGGCAUGUCCUUCACCAACAUCUACUCCACCCUAGGUGCCGGGCCAAACCGCCUGUAUGACUACAGCCAGCGCUUCGUGCUGGGCAUGGGCAGCAGUUCCAUCGAGCUGUGUGAGAGGGAGUUCCAGAGAGGAUCACUCAGCGACUCCAGCUCCUUCAUCGACACGCAGUGCGACAGCAGCGUCAGCAGCUACAGCAAGCAGGACGGCUACGUGCAGUUCGACAAGGACAGCAAGGCCUCCGCCUCCGCCUCCUCCUCAUCCCACUACUCCCAGUCCUCCUCCCAGAACUCAGACCUCACACGGCCCCUCCAGAAGCGCAUGCAGACCCACGUCUGACCUGACCGCCAGAGAGGGCCUGCCUGUCCUGGGGUAUCCAGCCGUGGAUUGGAACUAUGGGAAACAUACAGCUUCCUGAAAAGGGACCUACGUUUCAAAGCACAUGAUGUGUUGGUGAGAAGCCUUGAAAUCGGUGGCUUUAACUCACAUUGGACUUGUUCAGAAUUCUCUGUGUUCCAACCAGUGUUUCAACAACCUGGCAUUCCCCCCACAUCCCAUCCUAAGCUCAUCAGAAACCAACUCCUGUUGUCCAGUUCUUCAAUUAGUAAAUAAAGGCCCAUAAACCAUAAACAUACAGUCACUGUGCCACAUAGAGCUCUUUUGCCAACAUGGACACAACUCAAGUGUUAAGGUGGUUGUGGCACUGAUAGACAAUGGAAAUAGGAUCCCAUAUAAGGGAGCAAAAUAACCAAAUGCUGUGGCCGGGGGCUAGCAAGUUGUCUUUAAAACAAAGCGGGACUACUCUCACAUGGGUGGCAAAAGUCACCCAUCACUUGGUAUGUGUAAGCCAAUAUUCUGCUGCUCUGUUAUAGUUCUAAGCACAACUGUGAAUGUGUGUUAAAUGUCAAAGCUUCUCCUCUCUCUUAUACCCUUCCCCCCCAGCCUCCCCUCACACACAAUGUUAAGUUUGGCUGAUCCAACUUCAUCCCUUGUGUAGGUGGAGUAGGACUCUCAAAAUGUGUCCAGACUUGCCAAACAAUUAACCAAAGGCAGUCUUUUCCCCGGGGUUCCCGGCCCUCAGAACUCUAAAGAUAAGGAGGCCCGUGAUCUCAACCGGAAAGCCUGAGUUGUCGUUUCACAGAUUGUCACUCUGAGAUAAAGGAAUAAUAUCAGUGUACAUUACGCAUCUUUUAUUCAGCAUUCUUUAUUUUUACUCAAAUGCUUGAUUUCACUUGUUUUGAGGACUAUUUGAAAUACCAAGAGACAUUUCAGGAGACAAACUUUUACAUUCAGAAGCAGAAUGGGGUGUGUUCUAAUGUAAAGUAGGGGGCUGGUUCCUCAGUCAACCUCUCGGCACCAUGCCAGCUCAAAUGGAGGAGAGCAUAGCUGACUGACUAUAAUGUCUGCCGUACCCAUGUAAUGUGAAGUCUCCCAUACUAACUGCUUUAUAUCAUCAGCCAUGUCCACAUGAUAGGAUGCUGCCUGCGGAACCAAAUGUAAAGAUUGUGUAUCAGAGCUUUUCAUCAUGUGGCUUUCCCAAUACCAUGUUAAUACGGGAGCUCAGUCAAUCCAGACUGUAUACCUACUGUGAUCUAGCUGCUCAUCGAAGGAAAUGGAUAGGAAUAUGUGAUGUAAAUUGUUGUUUUGAUUUCUGGUAUUUUGUUCAUUUGGCUGCUGUGAGACUACUGUAUAAACACUGACUGUUUUAAGUGAGUGUAUUGUACAUGCCAGAUAUGGAAUUUCACUUUUUUCACCAUUAUCAUUGUUGUCAUUGUAUUUGAGAGAUUAGGGAAACACAGAAACAAAUCCCAUCACGGAUACAGACAAAGCACUUGUAUGGUAGAUCCACAAUGCCUCCUCUCUGCUAGCUAGCCUGCUGUGGAGGGCAACACGGUCACAUGAAACACAGGACAUGUCACAUACAGGACAAGUAGUACUACACAAGACACGACCAACCACGGUAAUGUUAAACUAGAACAGCACAUUCUAUUGGGUGCGAUAAUCAAUGUGGUGGUGUUGGUGAUAAUGACUAAAAUAUACAGUACAUCAUUUUGCCACCACGCUACAUAUCACCACGCACCAUACAGCCAGGCCUGAACUACCAUACAGUACAAGACUUACGAGUCCUCCAUUGUGGAGGUCUUAAGUGGGUGCGGCAGAUGUACAUUCAUUCUCAAACGCAGUUCUUGGAGUGUCAGUUAGUUACAUUAUAUUACUCGUCUGCAAUUUACCUUCGCAACUACAUCAAAUGUUACAUCAUCAGUUAGUCUUCAAAAGCCUAUAAAACCUGUUUGCCUGUGGGUGGCUUCUAGGUCUGGACAGACAGACCCUGCUUUCUAACAUCAGUUUUUUUUAUUUUUUUUUAUUUUUUUUUAUCCCAUUUUCUCCCCAAUUUUUCGUGGUAUCCAAUCGCUAGUAAUUACUACCCUGUCUCAUCGCUACAACUCCCGUACGGGCACGGGAGAGACGAAGGUCGAAAGCCAUGCGUCCUCCGAAGCACAACCCAACCAGCCGUACUGCUUCUUAACACAGCGCGCCUCCAACCCGGAAGCCAGCCGCACCAAUGUGUCGGAGGAAACACCGUGUACCUGGCCCCCCUUGGUUGGCGCGCACUGCGCCCGGCCCGCCACAGGAGUCGCUGGAGCGCGAUGAGACAAGGAUAUCCCUACCGGCCAAACCCUCCCUACCCCGGACGACGCUAUGCCAAUUGUGCGUCGCCCCAUGGACCUCCCGGUCGCGGCCGGCUGCGACAGAGCCUGGGCGCGAACCCAGAGACUCUGGUGGCCCAGUUAGCACUGCGAUGCAGUGCCCUAGACCACUGCGCCACCCGGGAGGCCCUUUCUAACAUCAGUUUGAUCGGUAUUAGAUAAAGCAUUAGAGAAGGGUAAAAUGUUGCCUAAUGCCAGAAAAACAAUGUUCCAGUUUUACCGCAAUACAGUGGACACCGAGUUGCAAUGUAAUGUAAUUUCCUGUUUUUCAAAUCUAAAACAGUCCUCUCGUAUCUCAUCAUUUUGCAUUAGUCUUCCACUGCGGGACUACUCGGCCAAUGGAAUAGAUAUCAAAUGUAUUAACUAGUCCUUCACUUGUGUUGUCUUGCUGAAAAUGUUAAAUCCUUUGUAAGAGUUAGACUGUACCUUCGACAAAUGAGAAAGUUGUUGCUGUAAUCACUUUACAUGUGAUUAUAUUCAAGGCAUUUCAAUGGGCUUUUCUACAUGAGUGGUGGUGGUUUGACUCUAAUUUUACAAAUGGAUUGGCGCCCAUUGUGCGGCUUAAACACAAAAAGGUCUGUUUCAAUGCUGAUAGUCCAGCUUGCCGCUUAGAACAUUGUAUAUAAAUCUCAAAUGCUCUCUGUAUAUAAUUUUGCUGUAAUUUCUUUUCUCAGUCAGUUUUCAGUAUAUUAGGGCAAAUCAAAUCCCUAUGCCAUCAAUAUUGUACAGACAGACAAUCAAUUAUCUGUCCCUUUUUUUCUCUCUCAACAUUCAUUGACAUCUCCAACCAAGCUUGUCUUUGCAAACAAGUGAUUUGUGUGAGCAGUUUUUAAUCUCUUUGUGGCAGUCUCUCUCACACAGUCACACGGUCAAAGCAGUUUGGCUCUAGGGUUUGGCACGGGAACUGUUCAUGGGGUGAGAUAGGAGCUAGUAUGUCCCUAGAGAAAAGAGACUCUCUUCCACGUGCUUCAGUUCCCAGAUACAGCAUUGUCUUACUGAUGGGUUAGAAUAAUACCAACUGACUCGGGCCGCAGUGCAGCAACUCCAAACACGCAAUGUGUUUUAGAUUUUAUAACAUCUCUCUUUGUGUGACCAGCAAACUGGAUGGAUUAAUAAUUUAAAUGCCACUCUACCAACUAGGGUUGAAUAUCUUCCCGGUAUUUUACAUAUGUUCCAUCCCGAGAAUAAAUCACUUUUCUCCCGGGUAACCCAGUAUUUCCCGCCAAAGUCGGAAGUGUCAUUCAAAAGCAUUAUAAAUCAUAUAAAUAGGCCUAUGUCUGGAUUUGACUAGAGCUUUGAUCAAAAAUUCAAGCCUGAUGCUACCUGAGCCUGAUGAGCCAUACAUUAAAUACAUUUAAUGAGCCCAAGGCCAAAAAAAGUCUAAAUGAUUGUGCCGAUAUCCAAUACAUAGAGUACAUGAUACGCACGACAGCAAAAAAUAAAAGCCAAUAGAUGUAGCUAGCUAUAUGCUCUCUUGGGUAAAUAAAUUAAACUUGCUCUAGUAGGUUAAUCUUUUUGAGUGUGAACUGUAUUACUGUACUGUAUUAUAUUAUACUGUGUUAUAUGGACUAGAAUUAUGUACAUCAUUCAAAUCAUGAUAAAGCAGGGAGGGAAAAUGUGAUUCUGGUGCAGCACAUACGGACUACAAAGUUACAAGUAUAGGCUAGAAUCUGAUUAUAAUUUUGAAAUAUAAUAGGACCUAUUUGUAUAAUUAGUAGGCCGACGCUUAUAUACCUUUCAUAAUAUUUCCCAUAAUGUUAGUAGACUACCUCCUCUUCCUCUCUCUAUUGUUGGUUUAUUUCUUCCUCGCGUUGAACAGAUAGCCUAAAUGAAAUAACUUUUGUUGUCCUUAUUGUCAUCAUUCUAAUGACACCCUUAAAUAAUAUAGGACAAAAAUAUGAUGCAGAAGGCUUUCACUUCUCUUCACAAAGAUUGAAUGGUUAGCCUAUGGGCCUAAAUAAAUAACUGCUAUAGCCUACCAUCAUCGUGCGUUUGCUCUUCUUUCAAACUUCCCGUAAGUUAUAUUGGCUGCUGUAUUUAACAUUCAUCAAGCAAGAGCUCACAUCCCUCUUCGAAUAGUUUAUUGGUAUAAGAAAUGCUAAAAACUAUUUUGUCCAGCAAGCUAUUCUAGUCUUGCUUUGCCUGCAUGGGACUCCAAGAGCUAAGGAGAGUUGUUUAAGGAGAGGCCAGCAGAGCACAGGUAUGUCCGUAUUGCGCAAGACACAGAGGCUAUAAGUUAGAAGCUUUUUAUGCAUAACCCAUCAUUAACUAGCUAAAUAUAAGGGUUAUGAUGUAUAUAAUUUAUAACCUGAAAGAGGUAGGCUAAGAUAUCUCUCUCUAUAUAUAUGGGGUGGCAGGUAGCCUAGUGGUUAGAGCGUUGGACCAGUAACCGAAAGGUUGCAAGAUCCCGAGCUGACAAAGUAAAAAUCUAUCAUUCUGCCUCUGAACAAGGCAGUUAACCCACUGUUCCUAGGCCGUCAUUGAAAACAAGAAUUUGUUUUUAACUGACUUGCCUAGUUAAAUAAAGGUUAAAAAAAUAUCAAUCUAGAACAGGAUUAUCUAUAUUGAAUGGAACUAAUGGAGAGAGAGAAAGACUGCUGAUAUUCGAGUGAUAGGCUGUUAUAAAAACGCAGCUGCAAUUUAAAAAAUAUAUUCUUUUACAAUAAAAAAAAUAAGAUGAGCCAGAAAGCCAGAUGGAAAUUGGUAAAUUAGAUGCGCAUUCAGUCGGUUUAUUAUUGUAGGUUAGACUAUGCUGCAGCAAAUGUAGGCCUACCUGUCACAACAACAAAAAGUUACUAUGAUGAGAUGAUAGGUCUACAUGCAUUGUGAACUGUUCUCCAUACUGAGAUGGACUGUCUGUCCCCACCCUGAGGGCUGAUGAUUCAUGCAGAGGCCGUAGAGAAGCCACAUUUAGACAUUGCAUAUAAUUUAACACUUCCAUUUAACGCCAUGCUGUUCAUAUAAAUAAUGUAUUAUAAUUUGCCGGUUUCUUGCAGUUAUUUAUCCAGGGAAAAGGGAGUGAUAACCGGGUUCCCUCCAUUCUACCCUACUACCAACCCCCAACUUCCAACUCGCUACCGUGGGAGUCUGUGUAUCACCUGUGCCAUGCUCAUCACAUGCACUGCAGUGGGAAUCAAAGCCCAUGUGUGUACGCAUACACCAGUCUGCAUGUUUGACCUGAGGACGGGUGUUUGUUUGGCACCAGCUGGUGCUUGCCAUGCUGUAGAAAUAUGCCUUGGCCAAACAAAUGAAUAAAUAACCCUACAACGAUAACAUGGGGUUGCUGCACUUCCCUGAUAAAACACAAUGUCCAUUUGCCAGGGUCAAUGAGCCAGGGAGGUAAAUCCUCUAUUUUUCAGUGGUGUUGAUGACCAUUGUUUGGUCCACAAUUUCCCCAUCCCACAAGGCUGUUUCUGAGGUAGAGGAGAGAGGGGUGAGCUAGUCUCAGAUUGGUGGAUAGUUCUCUUUGAAAUUAUUUCUGUGGCUAUAUUGCAUCAGUGACCUUUGCUUGGUCUGAAUUAAAUAUUAUAAAAAAUCUAUGAAGAAAUAUAUCAUGCCUAACACUGACACUGUCAUAAUGUAGUUCUGCCUGAAAAUGGUGGUUUAUGGUUAUGUAUAGUUUCUCGCAACGAAUGAUGUCUUUACCAACACUAAGAGAGCGUGCACAUGAGAAGAUGCCAACCAAACUGGAAAAACUGACAGUCAAUCGCUACACUUACAGUGUAAAUGCCACAACACUCUCCAUUUUCUUUUCUACCUAUCAAUAUCUUGUUAGUCUUUCAAUAACAUGCUACAAAAAGCUAUUGACAUGGAAGUUUUAAAAGUCAAUGUACAAAGUGAAUCAUCAACGUAUAUACUGUAAUGUAAAGAGAAAGUGAUCAUUGUACUGGGUAAACCACUAUUUUCAAGCAGUGGCCCUCUGUAUUUAAAACAAAUUAAAAAAUAUGAAAAAAAUGUAUUUUACCUGUACUGGUCUGUGAAUCUAUGAUGCUUUUGCUCUGUGUAUUUGGGGAAUAAAAAAAUGUUAUAAUAAAAAAUAUAAAACUGUC